Messenger RNA from Sodiomyces alkalinus F11, 1470 nucleotides. RefSeq lists its product as hypothetical. NCBI's taxonomy places the organism in Eukaryota, Fungi, Ascomycota, Sordariomycetes, Glomerellales, Plectosphaerellaceae. Gene Ontology annotation, biological process: protein import into nucleus. The coding region runs from base 1 to 1470 and encodes 489 amino acids. Gene Ontology annotation, cellular component: cytoplasm. The record is from RefSeq and is a predicted model, not a curated record. The transcript is spliced from 3 exons.
AUGUCGGCUCCUCCACGACUCAUCCAUGUGAAGCGGAAACGCGGCGACGAGGACGCCCCUGUCACCUACCUGCAGCUUGAACAUGGCACCAAGCGUCACCGAAGUGGUAGCAACUGGGUAUAUCAGCGGCGUAUUGCUGGCUCCAAGGCCUCCGAGUCCAUCGUUGACACCAACCCACGCCCCGAUACCGACGUGAUACACACCGCUCCCAUCAUUCAAACCUCGAAACCUGGCGAUGAAUUCUUGAUUCCAAAGACGAGGUCGAAGGUUACAACCACGAAAAGCCCAGCUACCCAAGAUGCUCUCCCGAGCGACCAUGGCGCACAAACGACAGCCGUCGGAAAGCCCACCCAACAACCAUCGACCACCACCAGCUCACCUGGGCUAUAUACCAUUGAACCUCGCCGCUUUCACAUGACCCGUGCUUCUAUGACCACCGACUUGAAUCAAGUACUCAAAGCUGGUAUCUCGAAGAAGCAUCGCUACGGAACUGCCGUCUUUGUCGAGCGAGGGAAAAAGAGAUCACUUACCAAGAAACCAGUCGAACCGAAACAGCUUUCCGCCUCCAUCGAGAACCAUGCGGUUGGGGGGGCCCUAACUGACAGUCAACAACCCACCUCCACCGGUUUGAAGAAACCCAGCACCAGACGCGUGUUGACCAAAGACGAGAUCACCGCCAACGCGGGUGAGUCUGCUGCGCCUAUAACAGAAGAAGCGAAGGCCGACGACGUCAGGGCGCAGCGGAAGCCGUUACCUUCAUUCGCCCCAGUGGAAGAUAUCGAUAAAAAAGCCACCGAAAUGGACCAAUGGGUGCUCCAUGAGCUAGGGUUCAACUUGCAACAGAUGCAAAUCCAACAAACUCGCGACGCUGAAUCUCCUCGUUCCAAGCCUUCACCGAGAUUCAAACCCAAGGCCCCCGCUCAGCGCUUCGCCGAACGUCACCCAGAGCUAGCCCGUAGACUCAACGAACAGGCCUCUAAAGAGGCGCCAGAAUCUCCAACUGACACAGAAAUGUCCGAUGAAGACUACGAGAUUGAAGUCUACGAACUGACCUCCACGCCUACUGACUACGCUACCUCGCUACGAAAUAUUCCUCCCGAGCAGAUUGGCGUAUUGCACUUUGAUACCCAAGAGGACUUGGAACUUUUCUAUGGCAACGAGGAGGAGGACUCGGACGAUGCCUGGGACGAUGAAGACGAAAACGCCGAAAACCACUACACAGCAGACUACCCCGAGGACGAAAUCGCCUCGGACGACGAGUAUGACCGCAACCCUUAUCUCUACCACAACGAUGAUGGAUCGGAAGACGACUUUCCCGACGUCGAUGGCACCUAUUACGCGCGUGCUAUGCGUGGUAGCGAUGAAGACGACGACCCAGAUGCGUAUGUUAUCGACGCCGAGAAGCUCGAUGGAGACAAAUUAUUCGAAGAGAAUAUCCGGCGCUACAUCCGCCAGUACGGCUCAGGGUGA